UAGAAUUUUUGUGCAAUUCUGACAAAGACAUCAAACAAAAACAAAUAUGCCUAAAGCACAAAUAUGGUUUCCUUUCAUCAUCUUGUUAUGCAUCUCAUCAGUAGGAAGUUUCAUGAGAGUCAAUGCACAAGCACCGGGCCAAGGGAGUUGGUGUGUGGCUAAGCCUGGCACGCCGAUCAAACAACUUGUAAAGAACUUAAACAACGUGUGUUCGAAUUCGAGUGUCCAUUGUGAGGUUGUAUCGGAAGGAGGUGCCUGUUAUGAUCCGAUUAAUCUCUAUAAUUCAGCUUCUGUCGUCAUGAAUCUUUAUUACCAAAAUCAAGGAAGACAGUAUUCGAAAUGCGAUUUCGAAGGCUCUGGUAUAAUUAGCGUAACUGAUCCUAGUUAUGAAUGUUGCAUAUAUGAAUUUGCUAAGUAAGCAUAGAAAGCUUCGCGAAUGUGUCUGUUCCAAACUUUGAAUAAUUAAUGGUUCAACUUUUUACUUAUUGAGUGUUUGAGCUUUUUAUUGCAUGAGGUCAAAAAACAUCUUAUCUAAUAUCAUAUCAUAUCAUAUCAAUACCUCUAUAAUUAUGUGGUUGAUGUUUGUUUACAUCAUAG
This is a messenger RNA of Arabidopsis thaliana (thale cress), 597 nucleotides long. RefSeq names its product Carbohydrate-binding X8 domain superfamily protein. Gene Ontology annotation, cellular component: membrane; plasma membrane. The record is from RefSeq and is marked reviewed. The transcript has 4 exons. Lineage: Eukaryota; Viridiplantae; Streptophyta; Magnoliopsida; Brassicales; Brassicaceae. The coding region runs from base 47 to 418 and encodes 123 amino acids.